AUGGCUCGUUUUCACUUGACGAACUUGCCAAGAUCAUAUCAGCUAACACAACAAAUAUGGUAUCUCCAGCAAGGAUCAUCCGAUCUAUCUACAUAUUAUACUAAACUCAAGAUACUUUGGGAUGAUCUUGAUGGAGAAGAUUGUGUGAAAACGUGUCAAUCUUGUGCUUGCUGCAAAGCGACUGCAGCAAAGAUUGAACACACAAAGGUAAUCAAAUUUCUGGCUAGCUUGAAUGAAUCUUAUUCAAAUGCGCGUAGUCAGAUCAUCAUGAAGAAGACUGUACCGGAUCUAUCUGAAGUCUACAAUCUCCUUGAUCAAGAUUUCAACCAGAGGAGCAUCACAACAAUUCAGAAUGCGAGUGCUUUUCAAAUGACUAGUACUGAAACCUUUCAUGCAGCAGUGAAUGCAACUUAUAACACACGUGCUUUUCGUCCCAUUUGUUCCCAUUGUGGUUACAAUGGUCACACUAUUGACAAGUGUUAUAAGAUUCAUGGCUAUCCCCCUGGUUUUAAACACAAGAAGCCGCAAGAUGGGAAAGCUUCUAGCACUGGUGCUGUCAAGCCUGUUGUUGCUCAACUCACUGUUAAUGCUACUCAACAGAACGUGUCUGAGAUGAUGAAUCCUCUUUCAAAAGAUCAGAUACAAGGAAUGAUUGAUUAUUUCAAUACUCAUCUGAAUCAGACUCAGAAUCAGAAUCAGACAUCAGCUGCUUCUACAUCUACUGGCACGAUCACUGCGUUACCUGGGAUUGGCCAGACUCGUUUGAAUCAAUACCUUAUGCUUACUAAUGUCCUCUACAUACCUGACUUUCGAUUGAAUUUACUCAAUAUCAGUCAACUGACAAAGGAUUUGAAAUGCAGAGUAACGUUUGAUGAAUCUUCAUGUAUGAUUCAGGAUCCUGUCAAGGGGCUGGUGAUUGGUCAGGGUGAGCAGAUAGCUAAUCUCUAUGUUAUGGAUGGAGCUUCAAUAAAUAAUCCAGGAACUUCGCAGAAGAAUCAUUAUAUCAAUGUUAUAGUUGAUACAGCUUUAUGGCACAACUGA
This is a messenger RNA of Brassica oleracea var. oleracea, 1041 nucleotides long. RefSeq lists its product as uncharacterized. The transcript is spliced from 2 exons. The record is from RefSeq and is a predicted model, not a curated record. Bases 1 to 1041 code for a protein of 346 amino acids. Lineage: Eukaryota; Viridiplantae; Streptophyta; Magnoliopsida; Brassicales; Brassicaceae.